Molecule: messenger RNA, 12697 nt
Organism: Astyanax mexicanus (Mexican tetra)
Lineage: Eukaryota; Metazoa; Chordata; Actinopteri; Characiformes; Acestrorhamphidae
Gene: lama5
Product: laminin, alpha 5
Exons: 80
Coding region: 202-11235 (3677 amino acids)
Biological process (GO): regulation of embryonic development; regulation of cell adhesion; cell adhesion
Cellular component (GO): basement membrane
Molecular function (GO): extracellular matrix structural constituent; signaling receptor binding
Source: RefSeq, a predicted model, not a curated record
AGAGAGAGAGAGAGGGAGAGAGUUAGUUAACUCUAACUUUAACUGUCUGUCUGACUCCGGGUGAUACCCGCAGCACCGCACCGCUCCGCCGGACUCUCUGCCCCUCAUGCCCGCUCUGUGCUGACCCUCCUCCCCGCACCUCUCCGUGUGGUUUUACCGCUCCUCCGCUCCGCUGGACUGAAGCUCUGCGCGCAGGUGAAGAUGUUGAGAGCUGCGGCCGGGGGGAGCGCUCUGACCCGGGCAGCGCUGCUGCUGGUAUUAGCGCUGUACGCUCCGUGUUUACAGGCGCAGGAACUGCCGACCAACGGCGUGAACGGAUUUAGCCUCCACCCGCCUUACUUCAACCUGGCCGAGGGCACCAAAAUCACCGCCACCGCCACCUGCGGAGAGGACGAGCCCGGCCGAGCCAUCCAAGACCUGUACUGCAAACUGGUGGGGGGGCCGGUCUCCGGAGAUCCCAGCCAGACCAUUCAGGGACAAUACUGUGACACGUGUGACUCAGCAGACAGUAACAGAGCUCAUCCCAUCACUAACGCUAUAGACGGAACAGAGCGAUGGUGGCAGAGUCCUCCGCUUUCCCGCAGCACCGAGUACAACCAGGUCAACGUCACCCUGGACCUGGGACAGCUCUUCCAUGUGGCGUACGUCCUCGUCAAGUUCGCUAACUCCCCCAGGCCUGACCUCUGGGUGCUGGAGCGCUCGGUCGACUUCGGGAAGACCUACCAGCCGUGGCAGUUCUUUGCUUCAUCUAAGAGGGACUGCAUUGAGCAGUUUGGCCAGAGGACCAUCGAGCGCAUCUACCGUGACAACGACGUCAUCUGCACCACAGAGUACUCUCGCAUAGUGCCUCUAGAGAAUGGAGAGAUUGUGGUGUCUCUGGUAAAUGGACGUCCUGGAGCUAUGAACUUCUCUUACUCUCCUGUACUGAGAGAAUUCACCAAAGCCACCAACAUCCGCCUGCGCUUCCUCCGCACCAACACACUGCUGGGCCACCUGAUGGGCAAAGCCCUGAGAGACCCCACCGUCACCCGGCGGUAUUACUACAGCAUCAAAGACAUCAGCAUUGGAGGCAGGUGUGUGUGCAAUGGCCAUGCUGAAGCCUGCAACGCUAAAGACCCCAACGACCCCUACAAGCUUCAGUGCGACUGCCAGCACAACACUUGUGGCCCGUCAUGUGACCACUGUUGUCCCGGAUUCAACCAGUUACCUUGGAAACCUGCAACCACUUACAGCGCCAACGAGUGUGAACCGUGUAACUGCCACGGCCAUGCAUUUGACUGCUACUAUGACCCUGAAGUGGACCAGAGGAGAGCCAGUCUGGACAUAGAGGGCGAGUUCAGGGGUGGAGGAGUGUGUAUGGAGUGUCAGCACCACACCACAGGCAUCAACUGUGAGCGCUGCAUCCCAGGCUACUACAGGUCACCUGACCAUCCUCUGGAAUCACCACAGGCCUGCUCAAAGUGUCAGUGUGAGUCUGAGUUCACUGACGGGACGUGCGAGGAUCACACAGGCCGCUGUUACUGUAAACCCAACUACACUGGUGAACACUGUGACUCGUGCGCUGAGGGCUAUGAGAACUUCCCCUCCUGCUACCCAGCGAUUCCCACCUACCCCACUAACCAGAACGGAGAGGCCAGACCUGCAGGAGAGAUCAUCAACUGUGAAUGUAAUGCAGCCGGCACAGAGGGGAACUCGUGUAGGCCGGACCCCCAGACCCGGACGUGUGUGUGUAAACCAGGAUUCACAGGAGAACAUUGUGACGUCUGCGCUCCGGGACACUACACUCUCAAUUGCUUACGCUGUGAGUGCUCAGGUCCGGGGUGUCUGGACGGGUCAUGUGACGGGCUGACGGGUCAGUGUGUGUGCAGGAGCGGCUUUCAGGGCUAUUCGUGUGAUCAGUGCGCCCCCGGAUACUUCAACUACCCCCUGUGCCAGCUGUGUGAUUGCAAUAGUUUGGGGACUGUUCCUGGUGGUUGUGAUCCAACAGGUCGGUGUGUGUGCCGGCCAGAGUUUACAGGUCCUCGCUGUGAGCAGUGCAGCUCUGGCCUCCACUCCUAUCCCAACUGCGAGGAGUGCACCUGUGAUCCACGGACUUCGGUGAACUCUAGCUGUAGUGUGGCGGGGCACUGCCACUGCCGACCCAAUUACAGUGGUUCCAAGUGUGAUCAGUGUGCUCCAGGCUUCUACGGCUUCCCCAGCUGCUCACCGUGUCAGUGCUCGUUGAAGGGCUCUCGCUUCACCGAGUGUGACCGAGUCACUGGACAGUGUGUUUGUCUUCGCAAUGUUGUUGGUCAGCACUGUGACACCUGCAGCCCUGGAUCCUACAGCUUCCCCCUCUGCCAAGCUGAUUCUUGUGAUCCUGCUGGCUCUGUCCAAAACCAGAUCCUUCCCACUGUGGGCUCCUGUGAGUGCAAGCCUUAUGUAGAGGGCGUGGCCUGUAACAAAUGCAAGCCCCUCUACUGGAACCUCUCCCCUGAUACUCUGUAUGGAUGCUCAAAUUGUGAGUGUAACACUGGAGGAACGUUGAGUGAGGUAGCAGAGUGUGCUCAGGGUAAUGGCCAGUGCUACUGUAAACCCAAUGUGUGCAGUGGAACGUGUGCAGUGUGUAAGGACGGAUACUUCAACCUGCAGAAAAACAACUACUUUGGGUGCCAGGGUUGUCAGUGUGAUAUUGGAGGUUCUGCUGGUCUCUCGUGUGGUGAGAGGAACGGCAGGUGUAGGUGCCGACCUAACGUAGAAGGACCCAAAUGCAACCAGCCACGCCCGGAUCACUAUUUCCCAGACCUGCACCACAUGAAGUUUGAGGUGGAGGAUGGCACUAUGCUGGAUGGGCGGGCGGUGCGAUUCGGCUAUAACCCACUGGAGUUUGAGGGUUUCAGCUGGAGGGGUUACGCUCAGAUGUCCCCCAUUCAGUCGCAGGUACUGGUUGAGGUGGUGGUCGGUUCUCCAGAUCUGUUCCACGUGGUGUUGCGCUACGUGAACCGCGGGGGUGUGAACGUCCAGGGGCGGGUCACUGUGGUGGAGGACGCUAGUCACGUCCUGUGUGAAAACUGCUCAGAACAGGCCAAGCAGAUAGUUUUUGCCCCCAGCUCAGAGCCCACGUUUGCGAAUGUGCCCCAGAACAGCUUUGUGGAGCCGUUUGUACUGAACCCUGGAACCUGGACUGUGGUGAUCGAGGCUGAAGGAAUCCUGUUGGAUUAUCUUGUGCUGUUGCCCAGCGCGUACUACGAGGCUCCUCUUCUGCAGUUUGAAGUGACUGAGCCCUGUACAUACAGCCACACCCCGGACCCCAGCCAGAACUGUUUGCAAUAUAAGUACCUGUCCCUGGAUCAGUUCACGUCUAUGUCUGGUACUGAAGCGAGCUGCAGAGCAGAUAACCACCUUCCCAGACCCUGCCAUACUGAGAAAAUCACCCCCCGACAUCCCAGCAUGGCCAUCUGCAGCGGCAACGAUAUGAACGUGCAGCUGCGUGCUCGUGUUCCUGCACCAGGCGAGUAUGUGUUGGUAGUGGAGUACGCCAGUGAAGACGAAGCUCCUCAGACUCUCACCGUGUCCAUCAACGCAGCUGGAGGACGCAACCACCAGGAGCGCAUUACUCUGCUGCACUGCAAAUACAGUUUCCUGUGUCGGGCAGUGGCAGUGGAUGAACUGAAGCGUGUAGCAGUCUUCACUCUUUCCUCGGAUGCUGAUGUUCAGCUUGUUGCAGACAGAAGCAGCUUUUUCCUGCACAAAGUGUUCCUCAUCCCUCACGCUCAGUUCACUAUGGAGUAUCUGAGCCCCAGAGUGCACUGCAUCAGCACUCACGGACACUUCGCCCCAGACAGCGCUUCCUGUGUGCCCUCUCGGUUCCAGACUCCGUCUCAGUCUCUGGUUCUGAAGGACGGUCAGGCUUCAUCAGUGCCAGAGCAAGUUCUGGCUUCACCUCCCGACCAAUCACUGGCUGAUACUUCACGCUGGCUCAUCUUAGACACGCCUCCGUCUGCUGUGGACAACGGUGACCAUAUCCGUCUGGACUCCUCUCAGAAUGCAGUGGUGUACUCCACACGUGUUCAUGCCCUAGGCCGUUACGUGUUUAUCCUGCAUUACCAUCAGCCCAUGCACCCGACCUUCCCUAUGCAAGUCUACAUCAAUGGAGGACGCAUCUGGCAGGGCCGCGCCAACGCCACCUUCUGUCCUCACGGCUACGGUUGUCGUAGCGUUCUGAUCUCAGAGAACCAGAUCAUUCUGGACGUGACGGACCAGGAGGUCAUCGUGACCGUGAGAGUUCCAGACGACAAAACACUGUGGCUGGAUUAUGUGCUGGUGGUGCCAGAGAACAGCUACAGCUCCACCUACCUGUCAGAAGAGCCACUGGACAAAUCCUACGACUUCAUCAGCAACUGUGGACAGAACAGCUUCUAUAUCAACCCACAGACAGCAUCUCCGUUCUGCCGGAACUCGGCCACGUCUCUAUCUGCUUUCUUCAAUAACGGAGCGCUACCUUGCGGCUGCCAUGAGGCUGGAGCUGAGAGUGACAUGUGUCAGCCUUUUGGAGGCCAGUGCCACUGUAAACCCAACGUGAUUGGUCGAGACUGCUCAGAGUGCGCCACUGGUUACUAUGGCUUCCCCAACUGCAGGCCCUGCAACUGUGGCACUCGCUUGUGUGAACCGGUGACGGGAGAGUGUAUCUGUCCUCCGCGCACGCUGCUGCCGGAGUGCGUGCAGUGUCAGCCGCAGACGUUCGGCUGCCAUCCUCUGGUGGGCUGUGAGAUGUGUAACUGCUCCCCGCCUGGAGUCACUUCUCAGGACAUCAACUGUGACACCAACAGCGGCCAGUGCAGGUGUAAGACGAACGUCAUUGGUCGGCAGUGUGACCGGUGCGCUCCGGGCUUCUACGGAUACCCCAACUGCAGACCCUGUAACUGCAAUGAAGCAGGAACUGAGAAGAAUGUGUGCGACUCAGUCACAGGACAGUGCCUCUGCAAGGAAAAUGUGGAGGGCCCACGCUGUGACCAGUGCAGUCUGGGUACAUUCCAUCUGGACCCCACUAAUCCUAAAGGCUGCACCAAGUGCUUCUGCUUUGGGGCGACUGACCGCUGCCGCAAAUCAGACAAGCGCAGGAAUGAGAUCAUAAACAUGGAGGGCUGGGUGCUUUUGAGAGGGGACAGACAGGAGGUGCCCGUGUCUGUGUAUCUGGAUCAGGACCUGGUGGAGGCGGAUCUGAGUGAUGUGCCUGAUGUUUACCAGGAUUUACACUGGCAUGCUCCUCAAACAUACCUGGGAGAUAAGGUGUCAUCAUACAGUGGCUAUCUACGCUAUCAGUUACGCACACAGACGAUGCGGGGAGACGCUCUCUAUUUGCCUUCUGAAGUCUCUCGUCCUGACGUCAUUCUCAAGGGUAACCAGAUGACGCUGGUCUACAUGGAGAGAGAGUAUUCUUCUCCUGAGCAGCCUCAUGAAGGAGUAGUCCAUCUAGUGGAGGGGAGUUUCCGUCACGCUCAAACGGGUAAUGUAGUAUCUCGGGAGGAGCUGAUGAUGGUGUUGGUGGCUCUGGAGUCUCUGCAGAUUCGUGCUCUACACGCCCAGUCCGCUCAGGCCGUCUCCCUGCAGGCGGCAGUGCUGGAGGGCGCCGAGCACCUGCCCACUGGACGCCACGCCAACAACGUGGAGAUCUGCCUCUGUCCUGCCAGCUACCAGGGAGACUCCUGCCAGCAAUGCGCUCCAGGCUACUACAGAGACACUAAGGGUCUGUUCCUGGGCAAGUGUGUCCCCUGCAACUGUAAUGGCCAUUCUGAUCAGUGUCUGGAUGGAACUGGCGUGUGUGUGGACUGUCGGCACAACACAGCUGGAGACCACUGCGAAAAGUGUCAGGGUGGUUUCCGUGGCAACAACUCGGUGGAUGGCCAUGCCGUGUCCUGCACCAGCUGUCCCUGCCCGAUGCAGGUGGCCUCUAACAAUUUUGCCAUUCGCUGUGUAGAGAAACCCAACCAAAUGCAGUGUCUCUGCAUGCCCGGCUACGCUGGACCCAAGUGUGAGAGGUGUGCCCCAGGAUUUUAUGGCAACCCCAUGGUGAUUGGCAGCACGUGCCAGCCGUGCAACUGCAACGACAACUCCGACCCCAACAUGCUGUUCAGCGACUGCCAUCCAAUCACCGGCGAGUGCCAGAGCUGCAUGUUCGACACUGCUGGACCCCACUGUGAACUCUGCGCCCCGGGUUACUAUGGAGACGCCAUCACUGCCAAGAACUGCACCAGAUGCAACUGUUCUCCAUGUGGCACAGCGUCCUGUGACCCACACACUGGUCAGUGUCAGUGUAAACCUGGUGUUUCUGGUGUUCACUGUGAUCACUGUGAGAACGGGAUGUUCGGGUUCAAUUCCUGCAGUGGUUGUCACCACUGUGAAUGUACAGCAGCAGCCGCUCUAGAGAAGUCAUGUGACCCCGUCACCGGGUCGUGCAAGUGUCAGCCAGGAGUGAAUGGUCCGAACUGCCGCCAGUGUGCUCCUGGAUACUGGGACUACAGCCCUACUGGCUGCAAGAAGUGUGACUGUAAGGGCGGUCGCUGUGAUCCUCGUACUGGAGAGUGUCACUGUCCAGCAGGCCUGACUGGAAAGCAGUGUGAUCGCUGUGCUGAGAAAUACAGUGUACCGGUCACUAGAGGAGCGGACGUCCACUGUGAACGAUGUGACAGCUGUGUGGUGGAGCUUCUGCGGGAUUUGGACAAGGUGAACGGCACGUACCUUUCUGCGGAGCAUCAGCUGAAGAACAUCAGCACCACUGCCUUCGCCUGGGCUCAAUUCCACAACCUUAACAAGUCUAUAGAGAACGUGUCUAAAUCCAUAAACAACUACAACAGCAGUCUGGAUGGCAGCAGAGACAAGGCCAACACGCUGGAGAAGGAGCUGCAGACCAUCGACUCAGACCUGUUUGAGCUUCAGGAAAAGGCAUCACUGUCAUCAAGAAAGGGAGAGACACUGGAAAACAACACCAUCGCCACCAAGGAGAGAGCUCAGAACCUUCUGGACACUGUUAAGAACUACAUGAAAGACAUAGAAGCUCUUUUGGAUCAGAUGAAGAAAGCAGCACAAAACGGCUCUCAGACGAUGGAUGAGGAGGAGCUGAAGCGGAAGCUGGCGGAGGUGGCGGCCAUGUUGAGAGACAUGCGUUUCAGAAGCACCACACCUCAGGGGAAGCAAGCAGACUAUGAGCUCAGUCAGGCUAACCAACUGUUGGAUCGUGUGAAGAGUGAGAUGGCUGACCGCACGGCUGCUAAUGAGGCUACUGUAGAGGAGAUCAAAAACAAACUCAACAAGUUCCACCAGGAGCUCACAAGCCUAAGAGACGCCCUGAACGAAGCCGCCAACAACACCGCCCUCGCUUCGGAGAAGAACAACGCCAACCAGAAACAGCUGGACGAGAACCAGCAAAAAGUGAAUGAUCUGAAGAAAAAGCAGAAAGAGGUGACGGAUACGAUGCAGAUGGCUGAAGACGAUGUUGCUCAAGUCAACGACAUGCUGGCUAUGCUACAGGAUUCCAAAGAGGAAUAUGAGCGUCUGGCUGCUCAGCUGGAUGGAGCUCGGCAGCCUCUUGCUGAGAAGGUGCAGAACUUUUCUACCUCUGGUGCUAAAAGCCCCCUGGUGGAGGAAGCUGAGAAACACGCCGAGCUUCUCGAUCAGCUCGCCAAGAACCUCUCCAGUGUCAUUUCCGACACUAACCAAGACGGCUUCAUCCAGAGAGCACUGAACGCUUCCCGGGCUUACAACAACAUCAUCAACAGUGUGAAUGAGGCUGAUAACUUAGCUAAGGAAGCUAAUAAAUCAGCUACGGAGGCCCUGGAGAAGGUGAAGGGCCAGGACCUCCCGCAGCAGGUCAACGCUCUGAGGAACCAGAGUGCUGACCUCGAGAAUAAAGCGAAAGCUCUACAGGAGGAACUUGAUAAAGAACUGAAGCCUCAGCUGCAGGACAUCAAGAAUCGGCUGCAAAAUGCUACGACCAAAAAGAGCGACCUGAUGAUGGAUCUGCAGAAGGUGCAGAAUUACCUCAACACAAGUCAAGGAAACACAUCCGGUGAGAUCCAGGCAGCUAAGAGUGCAGCGGAGAAGGCUAAUAGCACUGCAGCAGAUGUGCUGGAUACGCUGGACCCAAUGAAGAAGAAGCUGGAUGAGUGGCAGGAACAGUACGGAUCCUCCAACAUGACAAACGACGAGAUCAAUAAAGCGCUCAGUGAGGCCAACAAGUCAGUGGGUGCCAUCGAUGACAAAAUCCGUACGUUGAUGGUGAAGUUGAACAAGUUGAGUACCUCAGUCCCGACGAACAACAUCUCGGAGAGCAUCCUGAGAAUCCGGGAGCUCAUUGCUGAGGCGCGAAAGGCAGCCAGCCGGGUAAGAGUAUCAGUGAAGUUUAACGGCACGUCCGGAGUGCAGGUGAGGACUCCCAGUAACCUGGCUGACCUGGCUGCUUACACCACCCUCAAGUUCCACAUCAGACUUCCCCGCCCCGCCCGCAGACGCAGGCAAGCCGACAACCAGCAGUUCGUCUUGUACCUGGGAAACAAGAACUCCAGUAAAGAGUUCAUGGGCAUGGUUCUGGAUGGUAAGCGACUCCGCUGGCUCUUUAAUGUUGGUGAUCAGACUGCUCAGGGCACCAUGACGCAGGACAUCUCUGACACCACCUUCAGCAGCUUCUUCCUGGAGAGGAUUCUGCAGAAUGGUCAGAUGACGAUGAGCUCAGACGAAAAGACCUUAUAUAAGAAGAACGUGAAUGGAGAAGGUGACAGCGGCCUCCUGAACCUCGCCACAGAGGAUACAGUCUUUUAUGUCGGUGGCUACCCCGAAAGCUUCACGCCUCCUUCUGCUAUGCAGCUGCCCAACUUUGUGGGCUGCAUCGAGUUGGAGAGUCUGAAUGAGGAGGUGAUCAGUCUUUAUAACUUCGAGCAGACCUUCGAUGUUAAUACCACCACAGAUAUGCCCUGCUCACGGGCAAAGCCAGACCCAUCUCUGCAGUGGGUGGGUGAUGCAGCAUAUUUUGACGGUACAGGCUAUUCUGAAAUCGUCCCUAAGGACUUAUGUGCCAAAAUGCGCUUUGAUCUGGACAUCAGACUCGUCUCUCAGGAUGGAAUUUUUCUCUUGCUCCAAAACCAGAGCGAGUACAUUGCUGUUACUGCGGUCGAAGGCAAAAUUAAGGUUUUCUAUGACCUAAAAGGGCAGUUUGUGGAGCCUGCGGUGCAAGCAGGCGUGAACGAGGAAAAGUUACGCCUUGCUGAUGCCGUUUCCAAAGAGGUGAGCGUGGUUUUCCGCUCCAAGACUGAGUUCCUGGUGAGAAUAGACAGAUUAAUUUUGUUCAGUGUUAUGGCUCCGGACCUGCCCUGUUUCACCGGGACGUUCUUCAUGGGUGGAGUUCCUGAGGACCAAAUGCCUGAGAGGUUGAAGCCAUUAUUCCCUAAACAGGGCUCUGUAAAGGCAUGCUUCAGGAACCUGAAAGCCAUGGGCAGCCAUGUUGAUAUGAAAAACAUGAAGACCUCAGGGGUCAGCUUCGGCUGCCCCGGUGACCUCCUGGUGGCUCGUGAAGCCCAUUUUACAGGACAGAGUUAUCUAGACUUUAAUCUUGGGAUCCUGCCAAACAUCACUAACUUCUACGCGGGACUUGGCUUCAGGACGGAUCAGGAGAACGGACUCUUACUCCACCACCAAGUCCAGUCUGGUGUGUGUCAGGUGUCUCUGGACAAAGGAAAUGUGGUGGUGAGAGCCGGAAAUAAAGAGGUUCGAUCUCAGAAGACCUACAACGAUGACAACAGUCACUAUGUGUCCUUCUAUAGCAAUGAUAAAGGACUGCGUGUGUAUGUGGAUGAUGUUCUGGAGACCAGUGCUAACACUGAUGUGGGAGAGAGCGGCUCCAUUGCGGAUCUGAAAGACAUGGAGGUUUACCUCGGUGGUUUACCUCAAACUAACGGAGUCUCCAACCUCACUGGCUGCCUUAGUAACCUAUUCAUCAACAGGCCUUCAUUUGAGGGAGUGGUGGAUAUGCUGUCUGCCAGUAAAAUUGUCCGUGUUCCUCUGGAGUGUCCUGCUGCUAAGACACCACAGCAGAUCCUGGCCUCACCCCCUCGCCCAAAGAGCCCCAAGGGAAAGCUUAGGAAACUUCCCAGCGCACCCGUAAACCACCCUGCCCGUGAGUCCUGCCAGGCGGAGCAGUCCAUCCAAGAGCCCAACGCCUUCUACUUCAGUGGCUCCUCCCACAGCCACAUGCGCUUCGAUUCAGUUCCACCAGCUUUCAGUAAAACGCCACAUGUGGCGAUGGAAGUGCGCGUGAACUCGUCCAGCGGCCUGAUCUUCUACGCAGCAGCAGAGAGGAGCAAGACCACCAUGACGCUUUCUGUGUCUGAGGGACGCCUGAUUCUGCUGGUGAACGGAGGGAGGAGAAAGACAAGCGUCAUGACCAAGGGGAAAUAUGAUGAUGGCCUCUGGCACACGGUGUUUGUGAGGAUAGAAAGAGACAAGGCUACUCUCACGAUGGACGGAAUCAAUGUUCUGAACAAGAAGUUUUCCUUCUCUGGAGGGAAAAAUGCAUUGAGUGGCCCUGUUUACAUCGGCGGCCUUCCCUCUGACCACAAAUCAGCAGAGCCAGGUUUUGUGGGUUGUAUCAGGGACGUGAAGCUGAAUGAGGAGCCGCUGGUCUUGUCUCACAGUGUGGGAGUGGUGCCCUGUUACCAGCAGCCCCUCCAUCCUGGCGUUUACUUCUCCGCUAGUGGAGGACACAUCUCUGUCGAUGAGUCUCUGGUGUUGGGUCGGGAUCUGGAGCUGGAGCUGGAGGUCCGGCCCGUGUCGGAUUCUGGACUUCUGCUCCACGCAGGAACCAAGAAGAGCCAGCAGCUCAGUGUCUACCUCAACCAGGGAGAGGUCACUGUGUUAGUGAACAGCGGCAGCGGAGAGUUCUCAGUCUCUCUCACACCAGAGGACUCACUGUGUGACGGACACUGGCACAGCAUCUUCAUUGAGAGGAAGAAUAAUGUGAUUCAGCUGCGUGUGGAUGCAGCGAGUGAACACGGCGUGGGCCCCAAACAGAGCAGAUCUAACGGAGCCGGAGAGAGCGUCCAUCUCGGCAACAAACCAGAUACAGUGGAGGUUCCUGGUCUCCCGGCGUCUCUCCCUGCUUUUCACGGAUGUGUGCGGAAGGCGGUGCUGAACGGAAGGUCGGCCAUGCUGUCCAAACCGUUCUCGGUCUCCGGAGCCGUGGGCACUCAGGGAUGCCCCGCUGCGUAGUCCGGUUAUCCACUACACUACCCAGCGUACCCCUUUACCCCCGCCCUACACAUCCAGCACACCAGUAUGAUCAAAUCAGCAGGUGGUGGGAUUCUCUAUAUCAUAGCUAAAUUAAACAGAUAUUUAUAGUUUGGUUAAAAUAAGAAAGUGUAUAUUUUUUAAGGCGUCAGUGUGGAGUUGUAUUUGUUGUAAAGGCACUGAGUGUAAAGCCACUGUUAAAGGAGCGUUAUUGAAAGUGUACCAGCACUGUAAGCUCUGUCCACAAGCGCAGGUUCAAACUGAGACAGGAUUACUGAGUUCAUGGAAUAAGUUGAGUGGUCAGUCACUCUGUUUAUUGGGUUCAGGAACGCAAUACAAUAUUGGUACUAGAGAGUCGGUGAGGGUGUUUACAUGUUUAUGUUGGUUAUUGAAUUACUGAGUCACGAAAAAAAAGCAAACAGCUCUGGAAAAAAAAUAAGAGAGCACUUAAAAAUUAUGAGUUUCUUCUGAGUUUAUGAUUUUACCAAAUUGAAAACCUCUGGAAUAUAAUCAAGAGGAAAUCAAGCUGAACUGCUUGAAUCUUUGCACCAGGAGUGGCAUUAAGUUAUCCAAAAGCAGUAUGUAAGACUAGUGGAGGAGAACAUGUCAAGAUGCAUGAAAACUGUGAUUAAAAACCAGGGUUAUUCCAUCAAAUAUUGAUUUCUGAACUCUUAAAACUUUAUGAAUAUGAACUUGUUUUCUUGCAUUAUUUGAUGUCUGAAAGCUCUGCUUUUUUGUUAUUUCAGCCAUUUCUUAUUUUCUGCAAAUAAAUGCUCUAAAUGACGAUAUUUUUAUUGGAAUUUGGGAGAAAUGUAGUGUGUAGUUUAUAGAAUAAAACAACAGUGUUCAUUUUACUCAAACAUCUUCCUAUAAAUAGCAAAAUCAGAGAAACUGAUUCAGAAACUGAAGUGGUCUCUUAAUAUUUUUUUACAGAGCUGUAUUCUAAUUUCUGAAAUGUAUAAAAAAACGUUUGUUUUUUUCUGUGAAUUUAUUGGCUGGUUGCAAAGCAAAUAUCCAAUUUCUGCCUGGCUAAUCUAAACACUUACGUUUUCUAAUGAUCUUAUUAACCAAGUUCACAUAAAUACAUUAACCAGAUUUCUAAGAAAACUCUGAUGUUCUUCUGUACUUGGGAUUUAAAAAUUGCUUGUAAGCACACUCACCGUUAUUCCUGUAACUCAGUAAUCCUCACUGGAACAUUAUGGGACCAUUCAUUUCUAAAAGCUCUAUUUUGGGUCUGCUUUUCUAAUGUUUAACUGAUGUAAAUUCAAAAUGUUGGUCAGAAAGCUGAAAGAGUUGCCCAGAUCUCACUUCUUUUUGUAAAAACUGGGCCUCUUUCUGUAUUAUUUUGAGUGAUUCACUGGAGUUUAAAACUCACUCGCACACCAAAUUCCCUAUAUAGUAUAGCUGUAUUUUUAUUGGAGGUAAUAAAAUUCUUUGAUACAAA